Messenger RNA from Trypanosoma grayi, 3171 nucleotides. RefSeq names its product calpain-like cysteine peptidase. Gene Ontology annotation, biological process: proteolysis. Gene Ontology annotation, molecular function: calcium-dependent cysteine-type endopeptidase activity. Lineage: Eukaryota; Euglenozoa; Kinetoplastea; Trypanosomatida; Trypanosomatidae. The record is from RefSeq and is a predicted model, not a curated record. The coding region runs from base 1 to 3171 and encodes 1056 amino acids. The transcript has a single exon.
AUGGCAGACCAGAAUCAGUGGCACGAACUGGGAGAAAACGAGGUCGAAGCAACCCCCGACACCACUUCAAACCAACAGGACCAGUAUCCAGAUGAACAGUACCAAGAAUCCCAGGACCAAUCUGCCCAUUAUCAGGCUGGACAAGUAGAGAACCAAGAUGCUCAGUACCAAGAAGCCCACGAACUGGAUGCCCAAUAUCCAGGGGACCAGCAUCAGGAGAACCGAUACGAAGUGGUAUACCCCGAGGGGCAGCACCAAUAUGUGGGUGAGGGAGAACAAGGCGCAGCCGUGUACCCGCAGAACAAUGAUACCACCGCUUAUUCUGAAGAUGUGCCCCAGGCGCUCCAUAACGUAACGGAUGUUCCACCCGAUGAUUUGCAACCCCAGGGCGAAGCUGAAGAGUACCCCACCCAUGAAGAAAAACCAGAAUCAAGGCCAGAGUCCUCCAGGUAUUCUGAGAAGCCGAAUUCAGCAGCAGAAACCCCUGGCAAUUACGAAAAUCAGGGCUUGAGGCCAGAGUCCGCCACGUACCCUGAGGAGACGACAGAGCAACCUGUGACCCUCGAUGAUGCGGAGAGACCGGAGUCUUCCAAGUACUCUGAGAAGCCGACAUCGACGGCAGAGGCCCCUGCCUAUGACGAAAAUCAGGGCGUGAGGCCAGAGUCCGCCACGUACCCUGAGGAGACGGCAGAGCAAGCGGAGAACUUCGGUGAUGACGAAAAGCAGGAGUUGGAGCCAGAGGCCGCCCCGUGUCCGGAGGAGACGACAGAGCAAGCGGAGAACUUCGGUGAUGACGAAAAGCAGGAGUUGGAGCCAGAGCCCGCCACGUACCCUGAGGAGACGACCGAGCAGGCGGAGACCCCUGGCCGCGACGAAAGGCCAGAUUCUACCAAGUACUCUGAUAAGCCGACAUCGAGGGCGGAGACCCCUGGCCAAGCUGAGGAGCAGAAUGCUGGAUGUGCGCGUGACGUAUACGCAUCUGAAGUGAACCAAUCGAAGCCUCAGAAUGAGGAGGAAGAAGAUGAUUUCCCGCCGCACACCCAGCAAGUCGAUCAUCUAUUCAAGCCGAGGCGAACGCCUUACAGGCAACCAUCUCGCUGGGAUCCCGUUGAGUACGACCUGCGUGAGGACAGUGAUGAUGAAUUUGAAGUUGCGACGGCAAUGCGUCCUGUCUACGAAGAGGAGGAAUUGUCUGAAGCACCAGUCUUCAAAAACGGGGAACCCGACUAUCAAGGUGAGUACCUUUCGUGCUUUGAUGAUCCGAAUCUGCUCUACCGUAUUUAUAACCCCGAGGAAAAGACGUGGGCAUUUUACAAUGACACAUGCAACUACGAAAUGCAUGUCCGGUUCGUGUUUGGCAAGCAUUCCAAGCUGGAGCCACUUGAAAACACAACAAUGCACACCAAAUCCACUGGUGAACAUGUGGCUGAGGUCAUUGUGUACCCCGGGGAGACUGAAAUGUUUGUUAAAGGCACCACAAAUGGAUUUACGAGCAAACUCCGUGCAAUUCCCUUGUCGGAUGAAUACUUCCAGCGCCGCCAAGAGCUAGCUGAGGAGGCAAUCCAACAGGAAAUUGAGCAGAUUAAAGGCCUUGUUGGUGAUGAGACAAACGCAGAAGAAGUCUUAAAAGUUUGUGUGGAGAACAACAUUCCUUUCGUGGACCUUGAGUUCCCGCCGUGCCAAGCUUCCCUGGAAAAGGGAGGGAAGAAACAAUUCAAGCAUCUUCCGUGGGCCCGUCCCUCAUCGUACCUUCCGGAUGAUAUGAUUGAUCAAGUUCGUCUCUUCCGGAGCCCUAUUCGUCCUGCCGAUGUUGAGCAGGGAGGGCUUGGCGACACCUGGUUGCUGUGCUCUAUCGCCGCGGUAUCUGAGAACCCCAAGGAUAUUGUCAACAUGUUCCGUCAUCCAACUGAUCCCGAGCUGGGCAAAAAGGAGCGUUCUGUUGGUGGCUAUCGUGUGGUGUUCAACAAGAAUGGAAUUUGGUACAGCGUUCUUGUGGACAAUUAUCUUCCUCUUGGCGGUGGUAAGCCCAAGUAUGCGAGAAGCAGCCAUGAUAUCGCGGAGAUUUGGCCUUCUAUCAUGCAAAAGGCAUUUGCUAAACUGCACGGCAGUUACGCCAAUAUUUCCACUGGUGACCCACUUCACGCUCUCCAGGAUUUGACAGGCCGCCCAUCAUGCCGUUUUGAUGAGGCUUUUGCCGACGCUGCUCGCUCCGGUAAGGAUGACCUCUUUCAGGACUGGGUAAAGUACGCCAAUGUCCGCUACAAGAUGAUGUUGAGCACCCCUGGAAAGGAUCCCAAGGAUCCAAAUUCCAAUGAUCCAAAACUGGCUAAACGCUAUAAUGGUGUUGGCCUCACCACCGGACAUGCUUACGCUGUUUUGGAUGCGAAGUACUUCCCUGAAUACGAGCUUCGUUUGGUAAAGAUCCGCAGUGCAUGGGGCCAAGACAGCGACUGGAACGGUGAUUGGUGUAACGAUGAUGAGAAAUGGGAGCAGUACCCAGAGGUGGCUGAAGGUUGCAACUUCCAGAAGGGUGAAGAAGGAACCUUUUGGAUGACCUGGGAGGCUUGCCUGCACUACUUUAAUGGUGGUGGCGUGUCCUUUGCCCAUUCUUCUCUCAACGAUUACCGUGUCGCAUCUAAGUUUGUGAACUGCACACCCUCUUCCGUCCUCGAGAUUUGCGUCGAGCAGCCAACCUGGAUGUGCUUCACGCUUUCCCAACAGGAUAAGCGCGGACGACCUGACGCUGGAAAUUACCAGCCCGUUAUGUUAAGCGUUGCUGAGCCUACAGACAAUGAGUUAUACAAGGUUGUGCGGAACAGCUCUGCAGACGCCUCUCGUCCGCUCUGCGACAAGUGGACCUUCUAUCAGGCACGUGAUAUUAGCCUGCUCUACAAGUUCCUGCCUGAGAGCUCGCCCGCCCUGGUCAUUCCCCGCUUGAUGAUGAUGGAUGGGCAGCCGGAGGAGGUUUCAUAUACACUUGGUGUCUCCUGCAACAGGGCGAUUGGCCAGGAUGGUGUCACGGUUCAGUUUAAACAACUUGACUGUGACAACAAGGUAUUUCACAAUUUCCCUAAAUUUGAGCCCGAAUCGACCCCUGUGGAAGUUGUAUACCAGGCUAAAAUGGCCAACAAAAGCUUCCCUGAGACACGACAGGGAUCGGGGGUGUACUAA